Ictalurus furcatus (blue catfish) is the source of this 3071-nucleotide messenger RNA. It is a transcript of the gene trip4, whose product is annotated as thyroid hormone receptor interactor 4. Bases 673 to 2367 code for a protein of 564 amino acids. The record is from RefSeq and is a predicted model, not a curated record. Gene Ontology annotation, cellular component: nucleus. Gene Ontology annotation, molecular function: zinc ion binding. NCBI's taxonomy places the organism in Eukaryota, Metazoa, Chordata, Actinopteri, Siluriformes, Ictaluridae. The transcript is spliced from 13 exons. Gene Ontology annotation, biological process: regulation of DNA-templated transcription.
ACAUGGGUCUCUGCUGUUAAUUUGUUGCCUUCUGCUGAUGGCAUGUUAUGUCUAGUGGAUACCAUUAAGGACCAAUAAUGGUAAUGGUAAUGGUAAUAGUUUUAAUGGUCAGUUGAUGGUUUGUGAUGGUAUUUGUAGUGGAAGCCAUUAGAAUUUCUGUGAUUUUCCCCCCCAGCAGGGACACAUAUUAUAUGUCCAGCUCAGUGUAUUCAUUGUCUGCGUUUUGGUAGAUUGCAUAGUUCUAAGUCAAUGGGAUACAUUUUUACUGGUAUUUAUUCAUUAUUUUUAAACAAAUUUUUAUUAUUAGUGAUAGCAUGCGUCACCAAAAUGGCUAAUGUUACUUAUGCUAAUUCAUCUGUGACUACAUCUCUAACCUCUUCCUACUAUACAUGUUUACUUGGCAGUGUUUUUUUUUUUUUUUUAAAUCAAUGUACUGCUUUUGUAUUAAUUCCCACAAACAUUAUGAGUUUAUGUCUAUCUAUCUAUCUAUCUAUCUAUCUAUCUAUCUAUCUAUUUAUUUAUUUAUUAUAAACAGUUUAUAACGUCAUAAUGAAACUUUUAUUUUGAAGCACGAGGCUCACGUCAAACUACUACUGCUAGCUAGCUGCUGAGUGAAACUGCUGGCUAGUUGCGUCUUGUAAAACUAGAAGAUUCUCCACAAAAUUACUCAUAAUGUCGGAAUCUUUACAUCGCUGGUGUGUGCAGGAGUUACACAGCCAGUUUGGCCUGGAAGCGAGUGAUGACAUUGUUCAGUACAUCCUGUCCAUCAGUGAUGAGGAUGAGUUUGUGGAGUAUGUCGGUGAUCUUCUGCAGGGAACAGAAGGGAAGAAGAAGGAGUUUGUUGACGAGCUGCUGGAGAGAUGGCGACGCUGUCAGAAACAGCAGGACAGAGACACGGACCUGAUCCUCACCAGAACAGAGGGUCCAGACACAACAAAAGACACUCAGAAGAAAAAACGGAAAGGACGGAACAAACAAGAGGUGUUCUCGAUCAGUCCGGCUGAACCCGAGCCGGAGAUUGUAAAAACUCCCAUCGACCUGAUGAAGGCACAAGAGAACAGCAGCAGCUCUUCCUCCACUAAGAAGAAGAACAAAUUUGUGAAUUUAUACGCCAAAGAGGGUCAGGAUAGACUCGCUGUCCUGCUGCCUGGACGUCAUUCCUGCGACUGCUUAGCUCAGAAACACAAACUGAUUAACAACUGCCUGACCUGUGGCCGGAUCGUGUGUGAACAGGAGGGCUCUGGCCCGUGUUUCUUCUGCGGCAGUCUGGUGUGUACUUCAGAAGAGCAAGAGAUUUUGCAGCGGGACUCGAACAAAAGUCAGAAACUCCGUAAGAAACUCAUGGGAGAUCACAUCGUAUCUGAGGGAGAUCAAGACUUCCUUCCCCACCAGGAGGCCAGGAUGAAGGCAGGCUUGGAGAAAGCCAUUCAGCACAAAGAUAAACUGCUGGAGUUUGACAAGAACAGCGUUCGCCGAACUCAGGUGUUGGACGACGAGUCCGAUUAUUUCGCCGCCGACUCCAACCAGUGGCUGUCCCCGGUGGAGCGCGAGACACUACGCAAGCGGGCGGAGGAGCUCCGGGAGCUUCGGCACGCCUCCCACAAAGACCGUAAGAUCACGCUCGACUUCGCCGGUAGACGAGUUCUGGAGGAAGGAGAAAACCUGACGCAGUAUUACAACAAGUACGAUGAGACCGUCAAGGCCAUCAACACCGGGACCCUCAUCCAAACCCCGAAGAGCUCGGCUCCAGCUGGCCGUCAACACCUCAGGGAGCUCGUCAACCCAAAUAUUCAGCAGGCUGCACCUCAGUGGGUGGAUGUAGGCGGCGGCAGUGCCUCUCGCAGAGCUACAUCGGCAGACGUCGAGCAGAAAGCAGAGCGCUCUCGACUGAGGAUUCAGGACCGGGAGUUGCAGGAAAUGGCGGACGGAGGCUGGUGUCUCAGCAUGCACCAGCCCUGGGCCUCACUUCUUACCUGCGGCAUAAAGAGAGUGGAGGGCAGGACGUGGUACACCUCACACAGAGGCCGUCUGUGGAUCGCCGCUGCAGCCAAAAAGCCCACGCCUCAGGAGAUUGCACAGGUGGAGGCCAUGUAUCGGCAGAUCUGCAAACAAGAUCUGCACUUUCCUAAAGACUAUCCUACAGGCUGCCUGCUCGGCUGUGUCAACAUGACAGACUGCCUCUCCCAGGAGCAGUUCAGGGAGCAGUAUCCUCACAUCAGCGACGAGUCCGCCUCUCCAUUCGUCUUCAUUUGCACCAACCCCCAGGAGCUGCUGGUGAAAUUCCCCAUGAAAGGGAAACACAAGAUCUGGAAGCUGGAGAGUCAGAUUCACCAAAGUGCCAAGAGGGGGUUAAUGCAGCCAGCCUGACCUCCACAAAGCCACGCCGGGCCACGAGGACCCGAACUUCCAGCCAAUAGAAGAGUGGAGCUGGCCGUGUCACACUACAGUGCCAUUCAUCAUGGGACACUGUUUCCAACGGGACAAAGCGACACUCUGCGUUUUCUCUUGAAACUUUGGCUUGACUUAUUUAAAAAAAAAAAAAAAAAUGUCAAUUAAAAUGAGGUGAAAUCAUUGCUCAUUUUGUUCCAGUUCUUUACACCACAUAAUACAGAAAUUCCGGCGGGUGGGUGGAGCGAAUGCGAGCCGCUCGGCUGAGCACGGAAUGUCCUGCUUAGCAAAGAGCCGAUUGUGCUGCAGAGCCGUAUCGGAGCUGCCCUUCUCAUUCGGACCACAAUGGCUGUCACAGACAGAAACACUUAGGGUUUUUUUUUUCUUUUUCCCCCCUCUCCGCUCUCCUUAAAGUGAUUGAGGAGCCUCUUCGUGACACGAGCACCUCGGCACCAGAAAGAGCAAACAACUGUGCCAAACGACUCGCCUUAAUGGCAGCCUUCAAGAAGGGAACAAUGGCACAAAAGCACAAGCUGUGAGGGUUUUUGUUUUGUUUUGUUUUCCCCUUAAACCACAAUUAUCCAAAAAUUAAGGGUUGGCUUAUGUAUAUUAACUCCGAACAUAACUGUUUAGAGUUUGGCUUAUAAAUAAACUUCUUUAUCAAAAUAGAGAGAUAAAAACUA